CUAGGUCAGCUCUCACGUAAUCAAUUCACCUGGCAAUUCGCGUAAGAAGCAACCGUCUGUUUUUCCUAGAAAAGAAAGGACCUCUACGGGUGGAUCGUUAUUUAAAACGCGAUUUCGGCUGACAAAAGCGGGCACCUCAGCAGGUUUUGGAGGUUACCAGGAAAAGCAAAGACUGAGCAACACAAGAGACAAAAUGGACCACGAUCCAUUUGACGACAGUUCAUUUCACGAGUCUGUUAUUGGCGACACAAGCGAGACGUCGGACGCCUACCCAGCAGCCCGAAGUUCGACAGCAUCGUUAAUUCCUAAUUCUCCAGGGUUUGAGCAUGACGAACUUACAAGACGUUUUAGCGACAUCGCAAAUAAACUUGGGUCUGAAUGGCAGCGUUUAGCACUGAAUCUUGGAUUGGUAAAGAAGGACAUCGACCAAUUCAUGAACGAGCAUCCUAGACACCUGAUGCUACAAGCUUAUACCAUGCUCUCCUUUUGGUACGAAAAGGAAGGAAAGUCUGCAUCUAAAGACGCACUUGUUCGCGGUUUACAGGAGUCUGAAUUAAAUUCCAUUGCUGAAUUGUUAGAGGUCUGACAUAUUAUCAACUCACACCACGUGUCAUCAUUGUUUCCACUGGAUGAAUGAAUGAAUGUUUAACGACACCCUCAGCACGAAAAAUACAUCUGCUUUUGGGUGUCAAACCAUGGUACUGAUACUACCAACUUAGAUGGAGUCAACUCGCCGAUGUGUGUUUUUGCAAGUUGUGAUCUUGUUAUAACUUGUACAGCUGUCAGUCCUGAUUUUGAUACAAUUUGUACAAUACUAUUUUGAGUAACUGAUAUAUUGCUUUCAGUUUAAUUAUUGAGCACUAUAAGCUAAAAUCUACAACAGCCUAUAUGUAUUAUUUAAUCAAAACCCCAACGGAACAAAACCCAUAACCCCAACUUCCACUGGCGUAGGAUUUUAGAUUGGGGCAACCCACUAUUGGGGAAAGCAACCCACACUAUGUAUAUCUGUAUGUAUGUCUGUAUGUUUGUCUGUAUGUAUGCAUGAUUUUAUAAAAUUUAAUACAGUAGAAAAAAGGUUUGAUUGGGGGCCAUGGUCCCCUCGCUACGCCACUACCAACUUCUUAUAUCAAAUGUGGACAAAACUCCAAGCAAUUUUAUAUUGAAUUUAUAACAAAUUAGUAAAACUAUUUAUCACUGCACAGGUUCUUGCACAUGUUAUAUUUACACUUUACAUAUAUUUAAACCUGAUAGAGAUGUCAAUACCAUCUAGGGGCGAGACGUAGCCCAGUGGUAAAGCGCUCGCUUGAUGCGCGGUCGGUUUGGGAUCGAUCCUCGUCAGUUAGCUCAUUAGGCCAUUUUUCGCUCAAGCCAGUGCACCACGACUGGUACACCAAAGACCGUGGUGUGUGCUAUCCCGUCUAUGGGAUGGUACUUAUAAAAGAUCCCUUGCUGCUAAUCGAAAAGAGUAGCCCACGAAGUAGCGACA
Molecule: messenger RNA, 1486 nt
Organism: Gigantopelta aegis
Lineage: Eukaryota; Metazoa; Mollusca; Gastropoda; Neomphalida; Peltospiridae
Product: ankyrin-3-like
Exons: 3
Coding region: 194-586 (130 amino acids)
Biological process (GO): signal transduction
Molecular function (GO): protein binding
Source: RefSeq, a predicted model, not a curated record